Messenger RNA from Auxenochlorella protothecoides, 1479 nucleotides. Its product is annotated as Histone-lysine N-methyltransferase setd3. The transcript is spliced from 7 exons. The record is from RefSeq and is a predicted model, not a curated record. Gene Ontology annotation, biological process: peptidyl-lysine monomethylation. Gene Ontology annotation, molecular function: protein binding; protein-lysine N-methyltransferase activity. Lineage: Eukaryota; Viridiplantae; Chlorophyta; Trebouxiophyceae; Chlorellales; Chlorellaceae. Bases 1 to 1479 code for a protein of 492 amino acids.
AUGCAUGAAGUUGGCAUUCCUUUUCGAGACGAGCUCACAUCUGUCUGUGUUUCUGGAAUAGGAAGCAAGGAGAGCAAGGUCGCCCUCUUUGAGGGCCAAGAUGUCGACAGUCGAGGCCUGGUCGCCGUCAAAGAUGUGAAGGCCGGAGAGAUCCUGCUGCGCGUGCCGGCCCGCCUCGCCAUCACAGACGCUGACAAGGACGGGCCGCCGCCGCCCUACCCGGGGGCGCCUUGGAGCCUGACCCUGGCCUCGCGCCUCCUGUCCCUCAGGGAAGGAGCGGCAGGGAGCGCCUGGGAACCUUACCUGGAGGUGCUCCCGCGCAAUGCCCCCUCCCCCUGGCUGGACGUGACGUGGGAGGCGCUGCAAAUCGUGCAGUACCCCCCCGCCCGGGCUGAACUGGAUCGGCUGGGGUGGAUCGUGCACGAGGGCAUUGCCGCCGCCCGGGCCCAGGGCGCGAGCUGGAGCACGGCCGACUUCCACUGGGCGCUGGGGGCGCAGCUGGUGCAUUCCCGGACGUUUGGCUCUGCUGGAAAGCGGGGAGGGGUGGGCGUCCGCAUGCUGGUUCCCCUUGUAGACAUGAUCAACCACGCCGGGGACGAAACGCCCGAGAGCUGGAGCCCAGGAGCCGAGCCCGUCUCCAGGGACAACGCGAGAUGGGACAUGGUGCCGCAGCUGGGUGGAAGGUGGACCGUCGCAGUGUCUGCCACCCAGGACAUCGCCGCGGGCUCCGAGCUCCUGCUCUCAUACGGCGAACGCAACAACGAUGACUUCCUGCUGCACUACGGCUUUGUCCCGCCCAUGAACCCUCACGACGAUGUCGUGCUGUUUGAGGACGUCACCGAAGCCCUGCAAUGGUGUGCUGCAGAGUUCCAGGCCCCCGAUGCAAGCCUUGACGAGGCAACGGCGGUUCUGGUGUGGGAGGAGGCAGCCGCAGCGGCCACCGAGGUGGCGGGGUCCGUCGACCCCGGCAUCUUACUGCGCAUGCCCGCCGUAGAGGCCGGCGCCGCGGCGCGAGAGGCGGGCCGCCUCCGGCUGCAGGCGCAGGCCAGCGUGGAUGCCCGCUUCCUGGCCGUGGUGGAGACGCUGCAUGCCCGCGGGUGGCGCCCGUGCCCGCCCGAUCAGGGCGUGGCUUCCCUGGAGGCUGCCCUGCAGGUGGCCCUGGCCCGCCGCUGCCGCGAGCUGGCCGGGGCGUUUGACUCCGGGCUGUGCCAGGACCUGGAGCGCCUGGCGGCCAUGCAGGCCGCUGAAGGCGGAGAGCACCCGUGGGCUGCCGCGCUGCGGCACUACCGCGCCCUGGAGGCCCGGGCGGGCGCCCGCUGGGGAGGCAAGCCCACGGCAGACCCCGGCGUCGGCGCCCGCGACACACAGCCCGAGGACACUUCCUGGUCGACCGAGCGGACGGGGCUCCUGGUCCUGCAGUACCAGGCCUACAAGAAGAUGAUCCUGUGGGACGGCCUGUACUGCGACGUCACAGCAUAA